Messenger RNA from Mauremys reevesii (Reeves's turtle), 1008 nucleotides. RefSeq names its product paraneoplastic antigen Ma1 homolog. The transcript has a single exon. Lineage: Eukaryota; Metazoa; Chordata; Testudines; Geoemydidae. The record is from RefSeq and is a predicted model, not a curated record. Bases 1 to 1008 code for a protein of 335 amino acids.
AUGGAGAGAGGAUUAUUAGAAGACCUGUGCCGAGGGGCACGAAUACCAGUAACCAAAGCUGUGCUGGUGGCGGGGUUCCCAGAAGAGAUGGAACCAAAUGAGAUUGAGGAGAGCCUAGAUGCAGCUGAAAUACUGGGGAGGGUAAAGGUCCACACUCGUAUUUACAACCGCAAAGUGAAGGGCAUGGUAGCACUAUGUACUCACUCCAAGGAAGCAGAUCUUGACAAAGUGCCCAAAGAGGUGAAAGUAGAAGGUAUCCCCUGGACAAUUCUCGGGGCAGAGCAGUCCCCUCCUAGUGUGUCUGAGUCACUUGAGGUGGAUUCUUUAGCACAGAAAUUGCAAGCUCUGAUGGUAGAUGAGAAGCGGACAAGAGAAGAAUUAAUUUUAGCAUUAGGAGGGGCUCCAACACCUGCAGCACCCAGCCUGGUGGGAUGGGCCAAAGAGCUGGGAAAUGCUCUCAAAGAUGCAUUGAAGCCGGUGCAUGAAAAUGCUCCAUACAAGCGGUUACGUUCAUUCUCGGGGGUGUCACCUGUACCCUCAGGGGAGGAUGAUUAUGAAACAUGGAGGGAUUUUACGGUGCCACUUGUCCAAGAGUGGGAAUGCUCUGAUGCUGAGAAGCGGAAACGGGUGCUUGAGAGUCUGAGGGGACCUGCCAUGCGAAUUAUCCGAGCCCUGAAAGACUCACAACCAGCUGCCACGGUGCAAGACUAUUUAACCGCUCUUGAGAGUGUCUAUGGUGCUACUGAUAGCAGUGAAGACCUGUAUUAUCGUUUCCGCCAUACCUAUCAGGAGCCCCACGAACGAUUGUCUGAUUUCAUCAGGAGACUAGAGGAUUUGCUACAGCAGGUAGUGCAGAAGGAGGGCAUCCCCACCAAGCGCAUUGAUUUCGCUAGGUUGGACCAAAUCCUCCGGGGCACCCGACAAGAUGGGUUGAUGUUGUGGAAACUGCAGCUGAGGAGCGGGCCCAAGAUCCACCCCAUUCCACAAGCUCAUUCGAGAGAUACGUGA